CUCUGUCUCCUCCUCGUGACUCCCUCUCUCUCUCUCCCUCUCUCUCUCUCUCUCUCCAAUUAAAAUAACAUCAUGUCGCCUUCUGAUUACGUUAAACAACAACUACUUUAUCUACCUUCACAAACCCCAAGUUCGUUGAUCCCCUCAACUCCGUAAUGUAGAGUUAAUCAACCCACAUUCUCUCUCUACAUCCUCUAAACCCUCGCCCAUUCCCAUUCCCAUUCCCCGAUGAAGUGCUUCCACUUCACGAACGGAGAGAAAGAGGGCCGCGACGGCGGUGGCGUCGUUUCGAGGACCACGUCGAAGGUGUCGACGUGGGCGCGCUCCCUCAGCAUAGCGUCCAGCGCACUCGACGCGAGGCGGUCCGAGUUCGACUCCGACUCCCGCGACUCGCUCGACUUCCUGACUCAGCACCGCAGGGCAAACGACCUGAGGGUGUUCACCUUCGCCGAGUUGAAAACGGCCACCAGAGGGUUCAGCCGGGGCCUCAUCGUCGGGGAGGGAGGGUUCGGCUGUGUCUACAGAGGUGUUGUUACGGUUUCUGAAUGCGGUAACGGUCCUGACUCGAAUUCGAAGAAGAUCGAUGUGGCUAUCAAACAGCUCGAUCGCAAUGGCUUCCAGGGGCACAAGGAGUGGAUUAAUGAGGUGAACUUCUUGGGUGUAGUCAAGCACCCUAAUCUCGUCACAUUAGUGGGAUAUUGUGCAGAAGAUGAUGAAAGAGGGAUUCAACGGCUUCUAGUGUAUGAGCUUAUGCGUAACAAAAGCUUAGAGGACCAUCUAUUGGCCCGGGUAGCAUCUCCACUGCCAUGGAUGGCUAGAUUAAAAAUUGCCCAAGACACUGCUCGGGGUUUGGCUUAUCUGCAUGAAGAGAUGGAUUUUCAGCUAAUAUUUCGAGAUUUGAAAACUUCAAACAUUCUUCUGGACGAGGACUUCAAUGCAAAGUUGUCAGACUUUGGACUUGCCAGGCAGGGUCCAGCUGCUGGACUAAGUCACAUUUCAACAUCAGUUGUUGGUACAGUAGGUUAUGCGGCUCCUGAAUAUGUUCAAACUGGCAAGUUGACUGCUAAAAGUGACGUUUGGAGCUUUGGUGUGGUUCUCUAUGAGCUAAUCACUGGAAGGCGAGCAUUGGAAAGAAAUUUGCCUCGCAGUGAGCAGAAGCUCUUGGAAUGGGUGAGACCUUACGUGUCAGAUUCAAAGAAACUCCGCCUUAUUCUAGACCCGCGACUAGAAGGCCAAUAUUGCAUCAAAUCAGCACAGAAACUUGCGUCUCUAGCCAACAAGUGCCUCAUGAAACAGCCCAAACACCGCCCUAAAAUGAGUGCAGUAGUUGAAAUGUUAGGAGAUAUUAUUGGUGAGGCAACAUUAGGAGAUGAUGGUACCACCCAGCCCGACAAAGAAACUGAAGAGGCUGAGGUAGAAACCCGAGAUGAGGUUGUAUCAUGCAAACAGGAGACUUAUUCCAGGAAGGGGGAUUUUGACUUAAAAGAAAUGAUCAGCUUGAGGACCAGAUCUAUUGGGAAGUUGGAUUGGAGAAACUGGACACCUGGGACAGUAAAAACAAGGUGAUAGUGUGCUGCACCUUUGUUAUGCAGUUAUUCAUAAGAAGGUGCAUUCAUUGGCUGUUGCUCUCUAGUGUUCCGUCGCUCUUGAAGAAGUUGUAUAUGGAGCCUGUUCAGAGAGCUGUAUUCACACAAGGCAUGCGUGCUUUUCAUUGUACACGGAUUUUGAAAGCACACUUUCUUAUAGCACACGUAACUGGAUAGCUAGUAGGUAAGAUGAAUUUAUCUUAUACACUCCCAUCUGAAGCGCUUAUAUGCAAGUUUCCGUUUGACCAAAAAAAAAAAGGGCUUAUAUGUGGUUUAUAUUCAACAGAUUACUACUUUCUCCUUUCGAGUUUU
This is a messenger RNA of Rhododendron vialii, 1898 nucleotides long. RefSeq names its product serine/threonine-protein kinase PCRK1-like. Gene Ontology annotation, biological process: protein phosphorylation. Bases 229 to 1566 code for a protein of 445 amino acids. Lineage: Eukaryota; Viridiplantae; Streptophyta; Magnoliopsida; Ericales; Ericaceae. The record is from RefSeq and is a predicted model, not a curated record. Gene Ontology annotation, molecular function: ATP binding; protein kinase activity. The transcript is spliced from 4 exons.